Molecule: messenger RNA, 555 nt
Organism: Acanthosepion pharaonis
Lineage: Eukaryota; Metazoa; Mollusca; Cephalopoda; Sepiida; Sepiidae
Source: the annotation of a GenBank genome assembly
AUGUGCCUUGAAGGCCUGGGUGUUCUCUGUAUGAUACACAAGCAGGAGCUUGAUUUUCAGACCACCACUCGCAUUUGCGCAAGAUAUGACGGUCAGCCUAUCUUUCAUAGCAUCUGGCAUCUUCUUCUCCUCGGCAGUGACGUACGUCCUCCUGGACAAUAUCUUCCAGAAGAUGCGGAUGAAAGAGUCGAAGAACACAGGGAAGCAUUGCUUGUCGUGGAAUACACAGGCAAAAUCGUGUGGAUGCCGCAGGUCAUAUACAAAAGUUCUUGUGGAAUAGACAUCAGUCACUUUCCGUUUGACGAACAAGAAUGUAAAUUGAAAUUCGGCUCUUGGACCUAUGACGGUUACAAACUGGACGUCCAUUUUCUUAACAACCUAUCUGAGAUUGAUCUCUCUGAAGCCCUAUAUCGACCUGACCUUCACAUUAAGGGUCAGGCGACGUUCCGCCUUCUACAACUACCUUUUGCUGCUGCCCUGUAUUUUGCUUUCAACUUUGACCUUAGUCCUUUUUUGGAUACCUCCGGAAUCCCCGGCCAAAAUGGCACUGGGUAA